GAGAAGAGAAGAGGAGAAGAGAAGAGACGCCUUUAAUCCCAGCACUCGGGAAUACAAUCCCUGAGUUUGAGGCCAGCCUGGUCUACAGAGGGACUUCUAUGAAAGCCAGGGCUACACAAGGAAAUCCCAUCUCAAAAACAAACAAACAAGGAGCUGGGGAUUUAGCUCAGUGGUAGAGCGCUUACCUAGGAAGCGCAAGGCCCUGGGUUCGGUCCCCAGCUCCGAAAAAAAGAACCAAAAAAAAAAAAAAAAAAAAAACAAACAAACAAGCAUAACAGUUUCAGGAGAUCAGAGACCACUCCUCCAGAGUGCAUUGGGACUCAAGUUUGGAAAACAAGAAAUUAGGUUGUGCAAAGGCAUGGCUGUGCAUUUAGGAGGCCCAGUAAGAGCUGAGCACUCAGAAGGUAGAGGCGUGUGAAUCAAGAGUCCAAGAGCUUCUUCAGUGUGUGUAGUUCAAGACCAACAUAGGCUACGUGAGACCUGCCCCAUCUCUCCUCAACCACUAGGGAGGAGGGAAGAAACAAGGGAAAGGGAGGGACAAGAAGGGCAGAAAGGAAUCUAAAAAGUAACUAUUAAAAAUGAAUGUGAGGUUUUAGGAUGCAAGGUUAACAUAUUUUUUUAAGAUUUAUUUUUAUUUUAUGUGUUUGGGUGUUUUGCCUGCAUGUGUGUCUGUGCACUGUGUAUGUGCAGUGUUGGAGGAGGCCAGAAGAGGGCAUCAUAUCCCAGAACUGGAAUUACAGAUGGUUAUUAGCCAUCAUUCGAGUGCCAAGAAUGAUGUCUCCUGGAGAAGCAGUCAGUGCUCUUAACCACCAAGCCGUCUCUCCAGCCCAGUGUUUCACAAACUGUCAACAAACCAUUACACAAUUUAAAAAAAAAAGGGGGGAGUGAGUGUUAUCUAUUGCAUCAAAGCCCCUCAAAAGCCUUAUAGUAAAUCAGCUUAAGGAUAUCUAAGAUGUGUGUCCUAAAAGCUAUACAAUGUAGCUGAAAGGAAUUUCAAAGAUUAUAAAUGGAGAAACAGACCACAUUUGUGGAUCAGAAAGAUUCAAUGUUGCAUUUGGCUCGCCCACGUUUAGCUACAGAUUCAGGGCAGUUGUUACCAGUGGCCCGUGUUAGAAAGACUAGCUGAUUCUGAAUUGGGUAUGAAAUAUAGAGGACCUUUUUAAAAAAAGAACAAAGUUAGAGGGUUAUGCUAAUCUUAGAGCUCAUCUCAAAGCUGAAGUGUGGUUUCAGUCUAAGGUGGAAAAACGUCAGAGGAAGAACAGAGUCCAGGAGCAGGCUGCAUCCACUGCUCUUCACGGGCACCCAUCCAGACCACUGAUGCAAUGCAGGGCAAGCAAAGCCAUCCCUUGGACAGUGCUGGAGGGGUCGCAUAGAGCCAUUAAAGACAACGUUGAAAGGUCCUAUACUUCAUUGAUUUAAAAGACCCCUGGAAACGUGAGGAGGCAAACCACAGACUGGGAAAACAUUUGUGGCACACAGUUUUGACAUACAACAUGUAGAGCACACAUUGUAACCAUAGAAACAAGGGUAAAAGAAUGUGUUUUCUUUGCAAAGGUAGGUGUGUGGGGAAGCCAAGAGAGACUGUGCCUUUCAGAAAGGAUAGGAACGGGGCUGGGGAUUUAGCUCAGUGGUAGAGCGCUUACCUAGGAAGCGCAAGGCCCUGGGUUCGGUCCCCAGCUCCGAAAAAAAGAACCAAAAAAAAAAAAAAAAGGAUAGGAACAGCAAGCAUGGUAGUGUCUGCCGCUGAGGACCUGUGACAGAAAGUCCUGUUUCAGGGAAUAUGUGUAGCUGACCUUAGCCAUGCUACCCUCAGGAAUGUGUCCUCUAGGCCCAGAGCUACAGGUAUCCUGUAGUUUUGCCCAGAGUGGCCAGAUGCUGGAGACCUCCAUGUGCCAAUCUUUUAAGAACCAAUGGAUAUAUUACAACAGAGUGAAGUAAUGCACAAGGGAAGGUAGCUACAUGGUUACCACCCAGACCUACAGUGCACAGCCAGGCAGACUGGGAGCUCCUGGAGCAUGUGUUCCUUCAGGGGACUUCCCUGGUCAGACAGGACCCUUGAGCUGGACCAUGAUGGUCUUGACAUCAGUAGGUCAUAGAACUGACCAGAAAGGAAGCAGAGAAAUUGUCCCUGGGAAUGGAAAUGCCCACAUCCUGUCAGACUUCCAGAUUCCUGACAGCAGCCUAUGUCAGAAGUCAAACACAGUGUGUGUGUACCUGUUCCCUGUAAACCGCAGCAAGCCUUCUGUCAGAGCGUGUCCUGAGCCUGCUCAUACACUGGAUGCUUCGAGAUGCAGGCCGCAGCGACUGCAUCAUGCCUUUCAGUGAGUGCGUGAGUCUGUAACACUGUGUGUCCAGAGAGCAGGAAAGGGGCCAGUGGCAGCCAUUGGGUGGAGGACUUGGGCAAGACUCAGAAGAGCAGCUGUGCGUGAAUGGAGUAGCCAGGUAGGUAUUACCUUGAGAGUUGCUGUGGUUCUUGCCCACUAACAGAGUCUAAGAAGCCUCAUCCUACUUAGGACCUGGGGCCAUAGGGGACUUCUCAGAACCUAGACAACUCAGCAAAGAGCAGAGGUAGCCAGAGAAGACCUGGGCAGUGAGUGGGAGGGGAAGUAAUCAAGUGCCUCUGAGAACUAAGUGGGAGAUACAUUCUGGGAGGAAGGAGCUAGCCAUAGAGCAGCUCCUGCUGGAGAGGCAAGAGACUGCCCCCAGGGCUGCCUGCAAUGUGUCCAAAAUAUUCUAAACCUUGACUAGCGUGGUCCAAGAGCUUCCUCAGCAGCUGCCACAAAAACCAACAGGUCCCAGGAGUGGACAGCAGUCAUGGAGACAACAAAAAGCACCUGGUCAGCUCUGAGUGGCACUCAUCCCCUGCUAGACAGAGUGCAGCAUGGGGCCUGCAGAUCAUGCUUAUGGGCUGAGGUGGGGCCAGAUGUGCAGCACACGGAGAAACCCUGAAACGUUUUCUCGUGGGGCAUUUUUCAUGUAGAAGGAAAUCUGUUUCUGCUCGUGUCUACUUCAGAGCAAGGCCACUCGGCCCCAAGCCCCAGGUUGUUAGGAGGUGGGGUCUCCAAGACUGCUGCAAAGCCAAGUCUCCGUUCGCCAGGAGGCUGGCUGUGCUUACGUCGACGGGCCCAGUGACUGUUCUGAACGGGCUGAACCAGGAUAAUUUUAAAAGCAGUUUCCAUGUUAGCGUGCACCGCCCCCCAGGAUGCUUCAGGAGAUGAUGCUCAGGCCACGGAAGUGUGGGCUCGUGGGCGGCUCUGAACAGUUAGCGAGCAGGGUGGAGACAUCGGUAGCAGGGAAGAGCGGGUGCUAAGGAACCAAGACAAAAACAGGCUUUGAAGUUGCCGGGCUCUUUUCUCGGAGUUAGAGUGCCGCUGGUGAAAUCGUAUUAAAUAUAAUGAAAUAAAUGCUGGAAUGCAGGGUGAGCCUGUGAAGACAGAACGGAACGGAUGUCCCUGCCAUUUCCCUCGUCCUGGGCAUCCUAACUCAGAAAUGAGAGCAAUCAUUCUAAUUGGCUUUAUUGCAUUAGCGUGGGCAGAGCUAGAGAAAGGGGUCUUUCUUCCUGCUUACCCAUCAACCCCCAGGACACUCAGAAGGGCUGACCUCUGACCCUGCUCCGAGACAUCGCGGGAAUCUUUGGACCCCGUGUCUGCUGUGUCAUGACCUUUGAUCCCCAAUUGCAGGCCUCUCAUAUAGCUGGCCCAGGCUGGCCCCUGGCAGCCUCUUCAGGUCCCCAUUCAACAGCUGUUUGUCUCACACAGCCCGUGACCCUCAGAGGCUUAAAGCCUCACAGCCCAGCACAUCCGUUCUCGAUAGCCCAUCAAAGGUUAUUAUGCAUAGGUGCGGAGGUCCUUUUCAAGGGGCGUAGCGGCAAAAGCCUUGCAGCUCCGCGUAUCUCUCUUCUCAAGUGCUUUUGUUGCAUCCGGCCAUGUCCUCAUGCGCACGUGUACAGACCACGUGGGCGCAGGCAGCAGGAAACCAUUGAAUCGCGUUGCUUGACAACAAGGAGACGGUGAAUCAGACCUGUCUAAAACCAUCGGGGAAACUAGCAAAUCUUCAGGCAUUAGCAGCUAAGAGAGGCCCAGAGCUUCUAGAAGGGAAACCGAUGUUUUUACAACAAGGCAGAUUGUUUACUUAUGCAGCAACUGCACUUUCAAGGGCCUCAUCAAGGUCCGUGGGGAUAAGUGCUGGCUGGAUCUGACCUGCAUGGACUUCCAUUAUGAGACUCAGCCAGUGCCCAACCCGAUGGCCUACUACCUGCACAGGUCACCGCGGUGGUUCCACCGCUUUGAGACACUCAGCAACCACUUCCUGGAGCUCCUCGUGCCUUUCUUCCUGUUCCUCGGACGGCGGAUGUGCGUUCUUCAUGGGGUGCUGCAGAUCCUUUUUCAGGUAGUCCUCAUCAUCAGUGGGAACCUGAGCUUCCUGAACUGGCUCACCAUCGUGCCCAGUCUUGCCUGCUUCGACGAUGCAACCUUGGGAUUCCUGUUUCCCUCAGGACCGCGAGGCCUAAAGAAGCGAGUCCUGGAGAUGCAGAGGGAAGAUGCACAGAGGGUCCAGCCCAAGCCAAGAUACUUAGGCUGCGUGGUGCGGCAAGCGGCCAACAUCUCCCUGGGCAUCCUGGUGGCCUGGCUCAGCGUACCCGUGGUUAUCAACCUCCUAAGCUCCAAGCAGGUCAUGAACACCUCCUUCAACCCACUCAGGAUUGUCAACACCUAUGGGGCCUUCGGAAGUAUCACCAAAGAACGGACUGAGGUGAUCCUGCAGGGCACAGCGAACCCCAAUGCCAGUGCACCUGAUGCAGUGUGGGAGGACUACGAAUUCAAGUGCAAACCAGGGGACCCCUGGAGGCGGCCAUGCCUCAUCUCUCCAUACCACUACCGCCUGGACUGGCUAAUGUGGUUCGCAGCUUUCCAGACCUAUGAGCAAAACGAGUGGAUCAUUCACCUGACGGGAAAGCUCCUAGCUGAUGAUGCUGAGGCCCUGUCCCUACUCGCCCUUAACCCCUUUGAGGGUAGGGCUCCCCCCAGGUGGAUCCGAGGAGAGCACUACCGAUACAAGUUCAGCCUCCCCGGUGGCCAGCACGCCGCCCAGGGCAAGUGGUGGAUACGCAAGCGAAUUGGUCCUUACUUCCCCCCACUCUGCCUGGAGGAUCUGAAGGAAUACUUUAAGACUCGGGAGUGGCCACUGCCAGAGCCCCCAUCUAGACACACCCUGAAAUAAAGACCAGAGACCGCUCUUCCACCUGUACUUUGUGCUGUGGCCACGGGACCCACACAGUGACCAGGCAGCCCAUGGGUCCUGCCAAGAAGAGGUUUGAAAAAGGUCGUGCUUCCCAGCUGUCAGCCUCCUACCUCUGUCUGUCCCUGUCACCUUGCUAUCCCUUCCCCGUUGUGGAAAGAAGAGCCAGCCAGCCCCAUGCAUUGCAUGUGACCACACAGUGGAGUUCCAUGGGCACCAGACCUCCCCUUUAGCUGCAGGACAGCAGGUCCUCACCGUCUUCUACGUCACAGGCAGCUGUUGUUGUAAAAAUAUAAAAAUAAAAAAGUAA
Messenger RNA from Rattus norvegicus (Norway rat), 5548 nucleotides. RefSeq names its product lipase maturation factor 1 (gene Lmf1). Gene Ontology annotation, biological process: protein maturation. Lineage: Eukaryota; Metazoa; Chordata; Mammalia; Rodentia; Muridae. The record is from RefSeq and is a predicted model, not a curated record. Gene Ontology annotation, cellular component: endoplasmic reticulum membrane.